Nematostella vectensis (starlet sea anemone) is the source of this 1263-nucleotide messenger RNA. RefSeq names its product procathepsin L-like. Gene Ontology annotation, cellular component: lysosome. The record is from RefSeq and is a predicted model, not a curated record. The transcript is spliced from 5 exons. Bases 50 to 1012 code for a protein of 320 amino acids. Gene Ontology annotation, molecular function: cysteine-type endopeptidase activity. Lineage: Eukaryota; Metazoa; Cnidaria; Anthozoa; Actiniaria; Edwardsiidae.
AUGAGCGCUGAAGUCACACUUCAGCCAAGCGAACACUGCAAGCUUAACCAUGGAAAGGAUUCUGAUCUUCGCGUUUCUCUUGACGGUUGCCAGCGCGCUGCGUUUUGAGGAGGAGCGGUUGUGGAAAUCGUGGAAGCAGGAACACGGAAAGCAGUAUUCGGAAGUGGAGGAGCGAGGCAGGAAGGCUGUCUGGUUUCAAAACCUUAAAAAAGUUGAGCAGCACAACAGGGCAGGCCACUCCUAUACACUCGCCAUGAACGAGUUUGCCGACAUGUGCGAGGAGGAGUUUCGUAAUGUGUACCUAAGGUACCGGUUCAACGCUAGCUCGCCACAGAGAGGUGCUACUUUCAUGGCGCCUAACAACUUGGAACUGCCAACAAAGGUGGACUGGAGACAACAAGGUUACGUCACACCCGUCAAAAACCAAGGUCAGUGUGGAUCGUGCUGGGCCUUCAGUACCACCGGAUCCCUUGAAGGACAGCACUUUAGGAAAACCGGAAGUCUUGUCUCCCUCAGUGAGCAGCAACUGGUUGAUUGUGACACGACGUGCUAUGGUUGUCAAGGGGGCUUUGUCGACAAUGCCAUUGCAUAUGUGCAGAGGAACGGAGGGAUUGACACAGAGUAUAGUUACCCUUACGAAGGGUCACAAAACUACUGCAGAUAUAACCAGAACGAGAUCGGAGCUACUGCUACAGGUUAUGUGGAUAUCCCAAGAGGAAACGAAUACGCUCUUCAACAAGCGACUGCAACCAUCGGCCCAAUCUCAAUUGCCGUGGACGCGUCACACUUCCAGCUUUACAACGGCGGGGUCUUCGACUACCCAUACUGCAGCAGCACCCAACUGGACCACGCCAUCCUUGUGGUCGGGUAUGGUAACAACAAUGGUCAGGACUACUGGCUGGUCAAGAACUCCUGGGGCACAGGCUGGGGAAUGUCUGGUUACAUCUUGAUGUCCAGGAACAAGGACAACCAAUGUGGUAUUGCUUCCUCUGCCAGCUACCCGCUCGUCUGAUUGGCUGGAUAGAUACCACGCUCUCGCGUGAUUGGCUGGAUGGAUACGACGCUUGCGCGUGAUUGGCUGGAUAAUACAAUGCGAUGAUAUUUUUAAGCCACAAGGUUUACUGAUUGGUUCCUUAAGAGGCAUAGGUCAGUUAGAAGCCAUGAGGUUUUCCGAUUUGUUAGUUAGAAGUCAGAACCAAUUAGCUUUUCUGAUUUGAUAUGUAAAAGCGUUUAUGUUUAAGAGACAAUAAAAAUAUUUUGUUA